Messenger RNA from Pungitius pungitius (ninespine stickleback), 3600 nucleotides. It is a transcript of the gene smim22, whose product is annotated as leucine rich repeat containing 2. NCBI's taxonomy places the organism in Eukaryota, Metazoa, Chordata, Actinopteri, Perciformes, Gasterosteidae. The coding region runs from base 1785 to 2930 and encodes 381 amino acids. Gene Ontology annotation, molecular function: protein binding. The record is from RefSeq and is a predicted model, not a curated record. The transcript has 15 exons.
GGUGAUUCUGAUCAGUGAUUGGCUGUUGAGCCCUCGGCCAAGUUCUCAACUCACAAUGAAGAAACAAUGGCGGCGAUCGUCACUACUCCGCAUGAGGGCAGAGUCACCUCUAUCAACUCAAUUUAACUAAACUGGUAAGUGAAUAUUUUAACGAUGCAUUAAAUAAACCGUGUCUACAGUGAAAGCUGUAGGUAUUUCGGUUGCUAUGUCUAACUAACUUGUCUAUGUUGUAACGAGCCGUGGAUCCGGGUCCAGUUGUGCUAACGUUAGCUAACGUAGCUAACGUAGCUAACGUUAGCUAACGUUAGUUGCUAUCAAGCUUUAAGGUGCUUGAUUUAACAGAUUUAAAUUUAACUCAAAUGGCGUUUUAUUUUUGAUAAUUAAACGUUUGCCUCUGAAGAGCGAGGGUCGCUAAAUCAGCCCCGCCUGAGCACACCCCCCGCAACCUACCCCCACCCGAGCUGGGGCUGCUGCUCAGACCCUUGAAGAUCUGCAUGUUGAGUGGGCUAAUUCUCACAUUUUACUAUGUUAAAUGAAGGUUUUAUUUCUACCAGACCGUAGUGAUUGCUGGAGUGUAUUAGAAAAACCAAGGCAGAAGGCAAAAAAGUGUUUUUGAUUUAUUAAAGUUAACUUAGCUAGGCUUAGUUUGGUGAAAGAGAGAAACUCAGAAGGUGUAAGUUGUAUGAAUCUGUUUAAUAUGGAAAUAUAUUAAUGUUAAGCACCUUAAAGGCUACUGCUUCUAAUGGUGAUCUACUGGAACUCCUUGCAUCUGUGUAUAUUUAGAACUUCAUUAUCAGAAGUUAGUACUUCCAGUUAAAUAAUAUUUCAUUUUCACAAGCUAAUUUUCUCUGGUUUGUACAGCAGGAUGCAGUACUGUUACUUUAAUGUAAGACUGAGGACAAACAAGUGAUCCAUUUAUGAAUAGCGCGUGAUCUGUGCAGAAGUAAUUUUAAAGGGGUAACAUUAAGACCAAUUGACCUAUAAAAUCCAUCUCUUAUGGAUAUAUAAGUUUUGGGCAUCCUGCUGCUCCUUCAUCAAUGCACUAUAUUCUGUGACCUUAGCAAUUAUCCAACUUAAUGUAAUUGUCAUAGCUAUUCUCACUAUCUAUAUAUACUGAUUUGUUUAUUACUUAAUAGUCUAUGUUUUCUGAAAACUACUGCAGCAAACAUGAUGGAGAGAAGGAGGAGAGACUCCUGAACAGGAUGCCGUGGACCACAUCAUUUUGGGCAGAGAUAAAUCUUUUCUACAAGAAAAUAUUUAAUCCCACAAAAUGUAAUUUUUAUCUGGGCUAUUUGUCUUUCAGCAUAGACUCUUCGAAAGAGGAUGGAACACUGGACGACUGGCAAAUGAUGACCACAUAAACCCCAACUGCAGAGUAAAAGAAAAUACUGUCAGAGGAAGGCCACACUUGUGCCUGUUUGCUGUGAAAGAGAUAUUUCCAGACGAGGAGAUAACGUACAACUAUGGGGAUUAUUGUUGGCCAUGGCCCUCAAUGGCACCUUGCAAAGAACUGUCCAAUCCUGAGCCCAAGCAAGUGGUUCCAGUCUUGGCAGAAAAAGAAAUGGCACCCUGCAAAGAACUGUCCAAUCCUGAGCCCAAGCAAGUGGUUCCAGCCUUGGGAGAAAAAGAAAUGAUGAAUUGGAACCGGAAACGAUUGGAGAGGAAGAUCCAGACGACAAUGACGAUGAUGGAGAUGGUGAAAAGUCUCAUCCUGUCCUUGGAUUAAGAGGAAAGACAAUUCACCUGGAAACCAGAGGUGAGGUCACCAGCUCCAAAGGAGUCACAUGGGCCUCGGGGGGAGGAGGGACGUCCCGCCGUGCGGAGACAUCUCAGCGAUCAGAGACAUGUGGGAGGUCCGGGUGAAGAAGCACCGGCGGAGACAGAAGGAGGAGAAGGAGAGGAUGGAGCAGAGCGCCUUGCCCAAGAUCGACCAGCAGUGGCAGUAUCGUAUCUACUGUAAGACCCUGAAGACAAAGGAGCUGAACCUUCUGCAUUCUUACCUGGAGAGAUCUACACAGGUGUGCACAGAGGCGGAGCAGCAGGACCAGGAGGACCGGGAGCAGAGCGGGCUGAUCUUCCGCCUGGACGGAGCUCAGUGGAAGGACUUCCCCGGGGAGCUGAGGGGGCGGAGCUACCUGAGGGAGUGGCACGUCAUCAACACCAACAUCAGCCGGCUGCCCGACUUCCUGAAGCUCUUCACCCAGCUGAGAGUCCUGCAGCUCCCCAAGAACGCCAUCGAGGAGCUUCCUCCAGAGAUCGGUUUCAUAUUGUUCUUCAGUCUUUUUGGUAAACUUUUGGCUUUGAGGGAAUUGAACCUCAGCUACAACCGCUUGUCCACUGUCCCUCCUGAGCUGGGACACUGCGAGGACCUGAGGAGACUCGAGCUCACGGGGAACCGCGACCUCUCCGACCUGCCGUUCGAGCUGAGCGGCCUGAAGCACCUGGUGCACCUGGACGUGGCGGAGAACCGCUUCGCCUCCGUCCCCAUCUGCGCCCUGAGGAUGAGCGGCCUGCGGCUGCUGGACCUGAGCAACAACCGGCUGACCGACCUGCCGCAGGACAUGGACAGGUUGGAGCAGCUGGUCACCCUCUUCCUCCAUAAGAACAAUGUGUCCUACCUGCCUCACUGUCUCACUAACAUCUCCACGCUGAAGAUGAUCGUCGUCAACGGCGACGCACUCACCUGCUGCCCAAUCAAACUGUGCAGGAACCCAGAGAUCAAGUUCAUUCGACUGUGUGACCGUGUGAGUUUAGAGGAGGAGGAGGAGAAGAAAGGGAAGAGGAAGAGGUGGAGGCAGCAGAGGGAGGUGGAGGAGGUGAAGAAGGACAGCAGAGAGAAGGAGUUCAUUGAGGUCUACAUCAGCUCUUUGAAGGAAAGAGACACCGUCCCUGAAUCCACCACCAAGGUGUCCAUCUCCUGCCUGCUGUGACGAAGACGAGGAGGACGAAGAGUCAUCACAAUCAAACAGUGGGAUUUGUGUUUUAGACAUUUUAGCACUUUGAAUUGUUGGGUUAGUUUUAAAGUUUUUUUCUCCUUUAAAAAUUCCAAAAUCAGAUUUACAACAUUUAAACAGUUUGACAUCAAAACGCUGAAGUUUACCACCUCAUUAUUAUUAUUAUAAAUAUCCCAAUGUUAAAUGUCAGUAUUUGAAGUUCAGAAACAAAGUAUCUGGAUUUAAUGGUUCAAGUUGAAAAAGUGACCAAAAGAGAAAAAAUUCCAGAAAUAAUAAAUAUAUGAAUCCAUAUUAUUAUUUAUCAGACUUUCAAUUCAAAUGAGCUGAUCAAUAACUUUGAUUUACUGGAAAAAAGCACUUCAUGUGAUUUCAUUUUGACAACUUCCUGUUUGCUUGAUUAUUCAGUGUAACUGAAGGUGCACUUUGCUUCUUGUUCUUUGGGUUUGUUUCCUUGUGGUUGAAAUGAAUUAAAUGUGAUGUAAUGGAAUGAUUCUCUGAAUACUGUUUAUCGUUUUGAAGUUGUUUCCAUCUGAAGUCAAUUUAACUUCAUUUCAAUCCGCACUCAAAAUGGAAAAAUCUAUUUCGACGAGAAGUUACACGUUUAUAAAUAAAAUCAAACAAAACAAAUGGAUUCAGCUGUCAAUUU